GAGAGAGAGACAGAGAUCUAGAAAGAGAGAGAAAAAAAAUGGCGGAAGCUAUCAUCCUCGACAUUGCUAAAAAUAUCAUUGAUAGUCUAGUUCCUCAAGAACUAGAAGAGAUCGGAAGAUAUGGGGCAUCAAGGAUGACCUCGAGAUGCUCAGGGACAUCGUCUCCACGGUUCAAGCAGUACUAGACAAUGCAGAAGAGCAAUAUUACCAAAGUCAUGAAAUCCAAGUUUGGCUUGGUAAGAUGAAAGACGCUUUAUAUGACGCGCUGGACGUGCUUGAAGAAUUCAAUAUAGAAGCUAUGCGACGAGAGUUGAGGGGUCACAAUGAAAUGAUGAAGGAGGUAAGGACAUUUUUCUCAAAUUCAAACCAGCUUGCUUUUAAAUUGAAGAUGAGUUACAAAGUAAGAGCAGUGAGGGAAAGAAUAGAAGCCAUUAACGCUGGUAAGAGAUUCCACUUGAACGAGCGCCCUAUGGAUUUGCAAGUAGAGAGAGAGCAGAGGAAGAGAGGGGAGACGCAUUCAUUUAUACGUGAGGAGGAUAUUAGAGGGAGAGAUGGUGAUAAGAAGACCAUCAUGGAAUUCUUAUUAAAUUCAAAAAUGAAUGAGAACGUUUCCAUCCUUCCGAUAGUUGGUAUUGGUGGGCUUGGAAAAACAACUCUCGCUCAAUUUGUAUUUAAUGAUGAGGUGGUCAGUAAACAAUUUAACUUGAAAAUGUGGGUUUGUGUCUCUAAUGACUUUGACAUGAAAAAAAUAGUGAAAAAUAUCAUAGCUUGUGUAGAAAAGAAAGAACCAAUUGAGGGUGCAAUGGAAAGAUUGCAAAGAGAAUUGAGGGGAGCAAUCGAUGGAAAGAGAUAUCUUUUAGUUUUAGAUGAUUUGUGGACUAUAGAACCAGAAACAUGGUUGAGCUUCAAAACUUUAUUGGUCGGAGGUGCUAAAGGAAGCAAGAUCCUUAUAACUACACGCCUUCCUUUGGUGGCAAAGAUCACCGGUGCUACUUCGCCUCAUUUUCUCGAAGGCUUAUCUGAAAGUACAUCUUUUGAUUUACUAAAGCAAAUGGCUUGUUGUAACGAAGAGGAGUUACAAGAUCCUGACAUGCUUGCUAUUGGUAAAGAUAUAGUUAGAAAGUGUUGUGGUGUUCCAUUAAUUGUUCGAACUGUUGGGAGUUUACUAUUCUUUAAGAAAACUAAACCCGAAUGGUUACAUUUCAAAGAUUAUGAGCUCCCAGAAGUGUCUCAAAGGGAAGACCGCAUAAAAUCGGUUCUGAAGCUAAGUUAUGACCAUCUUCCUUCACAUUUGAAACAAUGUUUUGCAAUUUGUUCAUUGUUUCCCAAAGAUUAUGAGUUUAAGAAGCAGACUUUGGUCGAUCUUUGGAUGGCAGAAGGAUUUAUCCGGCCAUCAUAUAGAGGUCAACAUUUAGAAGACAUUGCUCAUGGAUAUUUCAUGGAUCUACUUUGGAGCAACUUCUUCCAAGAAUUUCAAGAGGGUGCGGGAACUUGCAAGAUGCAUAAUUUGAUGCAUGAGCUAGCUUGCUCAGUUGCUGGGACCGAGUGUUGGGUGGCAUGGGAUGAUACAAAACCAUACAUGAAAGAACUCGUCAUAUAUCUCGUGAUUUAACUUCCAAGUUGAUGGGUAAACUUUUAAUCUCACAAUUGAAAGCAAGUGCAUUGAGAACAUUUUUGUCCGUUGCUAGAUUUGAGAGAAUGGAGCCACCAAGUGAAGCACAAAUAUGCCAACUCAUUCAAAGUUUCAAAAGAUUGCGCAUCUUGGAUUUGCAUGCCACGUAUUUUGAGAAUGUGCCAAGGUCCAUUUAUAAGUUGAAGCAUCUUACAUAUCUCGAUCUCUCUGACAAUUAUGCACUCAAAAGGCUUCCUAACUCCAUCACGAGAUUGCAGAAUUUGCAAACACUUAAUCUUCCCUAUUGUACAUCCCUUGAAGAAUUGCCAAGGGGUAUAAGGAAGUUAGUCAACCUUCGAAAUCUAAACAUAGAUGGUUGUUAUAAACUUAGUUAUAUGCCAAGUGGACUAGGGCAAUUGAAUUCCUUGCAUAGGCUAACACACUUCAUUUUGCCUGAAAGUAAUGCUCUUGCUAAGAAAUAUUGUGGACUUGGGAGCUAAAUAUGGCUUAAUAACAUUCGGGGAGAACUUUCUAUUAAAAAUUUGGGAAGCGUGACAGAUGCAGUAAAAGAAUCCAAGGCGGCGAACUUGAGAGAGAAGCGUUCUCUGGAAUGCUUGGUUCUUUCGUGGGGCAUUUUCGAUAUAACUGAUGAAGCAAUGAUUACAAAGAGAGAUGAAGCACUAUUAGAUGGAUUGAUGCCCCCCGACAACUGCAGAAGUUGACUAUAUUUGAUUAUAAUGGGGAGAGUUUCCCAGGUGGAUGACUGAGUUGCCCAAUUUAGUUGAGUUAACAUUGACGCGGUGCGAAAGAUGUAAACAUUUCCCCCAAUUUGGCCUUAGUAAGUUGAAGCGUCUCUACAUCUAUGGGAUGAAGCUUCUAGAACAUUUGCCUAGGGUGUGUUUGGAAAGUCUUACCUCACUCGAAUCUCUCAAAAUCAUCUAUCUUCCUCGGUUAACUUCCCUUCCACUUGGUUUGCGGCAUCUAUCGAAGCUCGUGGAUCUCUCUAUUAGGGAUUGCAAGGAGCUCGAUUUAUCCAAAGAUGAAAGCGGCAAAAUCAUCUUGGAUUUCCAUGGGCUUCAGAGUCUCCGAUCUCUAGAGAUCCGUAAUCUUCCCAAACUAGAAUCUCUCCCACAGUGGAUUCUACAGCUCCGCAAUCUCCAGCGUCUCGAAAUUUCCAAUUGCCCUAAUUUUAAGGCAUUUUCAGAGCAAAUCGAGGACCUUGAAUCACUUCAACAACUUUUUAUCGACGCCUGCCCCUCGUUGACAUCAUUGCCUGAAGGAUUGCAAAGGCUCACAUCCCUUACUUACCUAGAAAUCUACAAUUGCCUAGAAUUGGAGAAGAGGUGCAAAAGAGAUGCAGGCGAGGACUGGUACAAGAUCGCUCAUAUCCCCGACAUAUAUAUCAGGCCCUAAUUCUAUUUCUGAAGGCUAGACAGAAAUGGCGUAGAUUUUGGCACCGAUGACAUGUUGACAGUUGAGGAUCACAAAGAACUCACCGACUGCUAGUCCUGUGGCAAGAAAAACAAGGAUUUCUCUCUUGCUAAAACAUAAAAAUAAUAGAAACUCCUAGAGCGUUUCUAAGUUCAGGAUGUAUGCUUUGAAGUCCGAGAACAAUACUACUACAUGCUCUAGAGUCUUCUCAACUUGGAUGUCACGCCCUAUGCCAAUACCAUAAUUGCAGAAUACAUUUGGUCGCCUAAAAUUGGAGGAGAGGUGCCAAAAAGAUGCAGGCAAGGACUAGUACAAGAUGUCUUAUAUCCUGCACCUAAAGUUGAUAAAGGUAUUUACAGGGUGUGGGAAUUUGGCUUUAUUCCCAUCGUGAGUUAGGUUGUAGAUAUAGUGUGCAAUCUGCUUAUUUGAUUUCACAAGGAGUGAAAUGCCUGCAUGGUCUGAUGAUUCGGGAAAAUCUCAUCGAUGGAGUGAUGAAAUGUUCCUCUCAAGAACUUUAUCUCAACGUGUUCCCAAAGUAUUGAGAUUUUGGCAUAGAUUUGCGCAGCAAAUCAAGGUGAUCCCUAGACCUGUUGCACACCCGUUUGGACUUCCAAAGUGAAAUUACUGUGGAUUAAAAUGCUGGUCAAGCUCCAAGUCUCUCACUGAAGAGUUAGAAGGAAAUGCAAUGGUGGGGAGAGGGAGAGAGAAGGGAAAUGCACAUUCUUGGUUUGCUGUUCAGUCAUUCUACAGAGGUUCUCGGACUAGGUGAAAAUGGCGCUGAUUUUGGCACCAAAGACAAUGCCAGAUAAGCAUCACAAAGAAGUCACUGACUAGCAGUCCCAUGACAGCAAACACAUGGAUUUCUCUCUUGCUAAAACAGAAGAAGAGUGGAAACACCAAGAGCUUUUCUGAGUCAAGGUGUAUGCUUUGAAGUCCAAGAACAAUACUACUAUAGGCUCGAAAGUCUUCUCAACUUGGAUGUCAUGCCCUACACUAAAACGGAUUGGAGGUUCUAGCAUAGAUCUACACGGCAAAUCAAGGAUGAUCCCUAGACAUGUUGAGCACCUGUAUGAACUUACCCUAGUGAACUUUGAUGGAUCAAGCACUGGUCAAGCUCCAAGGGAGGAUAGUGAAGUGAUCUUAUAGUAAGAUGACAUUAACCCCAAACUGUCUUACUAUAUUUACCUUCACAUCAUUCCAUCAAGUUUGUGAUUUUUUAACAACCCUCAAGCAAUUGUCAAGGAUCCUUUUAGAGAUGGCAAAAGUAUCUUGGUGAUCAUCCCCGGAAAAAGGUAUUAUGUUGUCAAAUAUCGUUCAUCCAUAAGAUCAUCUGAGCAGGUUAAUUAAACGAGAAAGGACAUUUCAAUUAGUUUACAGAGAAUAAUUGUUCAUCUGCAUGCUCUAUGCGAUUCAUACACACUAGCUGCAUGAGCCGAUCCCAACAAACAGACGUGCUGAAAUUUUCAGCAAUCCAAAGUUUUUCAAUGAAGUUUAAUAGUAGGAGAUCUAGAAACAUGAGUUUUCUAGUAUGAGCUAGAAAGUUUUGAAAUGGACAGGUUCAUGAAUUUGGCUACAUGUUCACAUUAGGUAUGGGAUUGAGCAAAGAAAACACCCUACUGCAGACAAAUGUUCAAUGGCCAUUGGGUUGGCCUGUUGAGGAUAUCGAGGACCCCAGGGCCUUAUUAUUAUGGUGUUAGGGCUGAUAAGUCAUUUGGCCAAGACAUAUAGAUGCUCACUACAAGGCUUGCUUAUAUGCUAGUAUCAACAUUAGUAGCUCCAAUGGAGAGGUGAUGCCGGGCCAGUAAGAAUACCAAGUGGGACCAAACAUGGGAAUUGAAGCAGGAGAUCAUAUAUGGUGUUCAAGAUACCAUCUUGAGGGUGACUGCAACGGUGUAGGAUGCCACAUUAAUUGCAGGUUCACACCAUAGAAAUAACAGGGACUUGAUUAAGUAUUUUUGUUUAUUGAAGGACUUUAAGAGUGCAUUUGCCCUCCAUUCUGCAAUACCAAAAGCAUGGGAGAAGAGGGAGGCUUUGAAGUGAU
This is a messenger RNA of Eucalyptus grandis, 5084 nucleotides long. RefSeq names its product putative disease resistance protein RGA4. The coding region runs from base 146 to 1612 and encodes 488 amino acids. Gene Ontology annotation, biological process: defense response to other organism. Gene Ontology annotation, molecular function: ADP binding. Lineage: Eukaryota; Viridiplantae; Streptophyta; Magnoliopsida; Myrtales; Myrtaceae. The transcript is spliced from 12 exons. The record is from RefSeq and is a predicted model, not a curated record.